Molecule: messenger RNA, 544 nt
Organism: Periophthalmus magnuspinnatus
Lineage: Eukaryota; Metazoa; Chordata; Actinopteri; Gobiiformes; Gobiidae
Gene: tstd1
Product: thiosulfate sulfurtransferase like domain containing 1
Exons: 4
Coding region: 89-448 (119 amino acids)
Cellular component (GO): mitochondrion
Molecular function (GO): thiosulfate-cyanide sulfurtransferase activity
Source: RefSeq, a predicted model, not a curated record
UUGUUUUUGUCACUGAACUGCUGAAUGAAUCCAGUUUUUGAAUAUUUACUACACACAUCUUCAGACCUUGAGGUAUUUGUCAAGCGAGAUGGCAAACACAGUUACCAAGGAUAUUUCCUAUGAUGAACUCAAAGCCCUUGUUGGAAAGAGUCCCAGUUUGGUCCUGAUAGAUGUAAGAGGAAAAGAUGAAUAUAGGGACGGACACAUCGCUGGAUCAGUGAACAUACCAUUGGACACCGUGGAGGCAGCUUUGUCCAUGUCACCAGAAGAAUUCAAGGCCAAGUAUGGAGUGACUAAGCCCCAGACAGAUGCCACUGAGUUGGUCUUCCACUGUAAAAUGGGCAGAAGGGGAGAUGUGGCCACGAAAAAGGCCCAUGAGAUGGGAUAUAUAAAUGCACGCAAUUACCCUGGACCAUACAAGGAAUGGUCUGAAAAAGAGGGAAAGUGAUAGAAGAGUCCUCUUUGUUUAAUUAGGUUAUUACUUUUCUCUUUUUGUGUUUUACCGUUUAAGUCCAUGUUGUUUUUCUACAGAGGUUUACACUAC